Diaporthe amygdali is the source of this 606-nucleotide messenger RNA. RefSeq lists its product as uncharacterized. Lineage: Eukaryota; Fungi; Ascomycota; Sordariomycetes; Diaporthales; Diaporthaceae. Bases 1 to 606 code for a protein of 201 amino acids. The record is from RefSeq and is a predicted model, not a curated record. The transcript has a single exon.
AUGUCCAACACUACCAGCCGCUUCUUCUCCUUCUCGGACGAGUUCAAGGAAUGGGCCAAGCAGGAGGAUGCCGUCAACAACCAGAUGAACAGCAAUUGGAUCCCCGCAUACAUAAUUAUCACCCUGAUCCCCAUCGGCUUCAUCAUCAGCGCAGCACUGGCCAGUCGCAAGGAGACAAAACGACAGGCCAGCGAGCGGGCUGCCAGGGCCGCGAGAAUAGGUGAGCUACUGCCUUCAUGGCUGCGCAACAUAAUGUUUACGACGCGGCGUGCUAACAGCGACUCUCAGGCGGCAACUGGGACUGAUGAGAACAUUAUCGGUUUGAGGGAUGUGGAAACAAGGCUCGCGAAGACGAGCACAAAGACAACGACAAUCACAGAGCCAGGGCCCACCCAUUCGAGGGACAGCAUAGCGUCAGACACGGGCGCCGUCAUUGCCGGCGGCGCCACGCACGGCACCGAUGAUGCGAGUCCAGCUCGGCGGCAGCUUAGGAACCCGGUCGGCGAGCAGUUCCGCCAGCAUUGGCAGAGACACGCCCAGCCCAGCGCAUCUAGCGCCCGGAGCAGACCGCGAGGGCGGACUAUCUGGCCGAGUUAUCUCGAGUAA